UUUCCAGUUCAUGCAUGGAAAGAAAAAACAAGUGAUUUGAUUUCAAAAAGUGUUUAUGUUUACGUUAAGUAUGUAUAAGUAUAAGAAACUGUAUUGUUAAAUAUUACAUAAGAUCUAUAGGCAAAUACUUUAUGCUAACUGUUAGUUUUGUAACAAUUUUGUCCAAUGUUCAAUAAAAAUGGUUGAUACGAAUAAUGUAAGUUGGAAAUUAAUGAAAUCGCCGAAAGAAUUAGCAUCUUGGAAUUUUCCAUUAUCGGAUAUUUUAGAUAGCUACUUCAAUUCACUUCCUGAAGCAUGUAAAAUUCAAUAUGGAGAGGCAGCCGUUGUUAUUCAAAAUUCGACAAAUGCUUAUGUGCGUCGAGUAGAAGACCUUUACGAUGAAACAAGAUCUUUGAAUUAUAAAAUUAUUAAUAAUGAAUCAACAGGAGGCAACAUUAUUACUUCUAUAACUAGAAUGAAAAAAAAAAAAAAAAAAUCAGAUUUUGAUAACUUUCGUAUCCACGAAUUUGACAAAGAAAUUGGAAAAAAUAUAAAUUUAAAAUUGUAUGAAGAAAAGACUAUGAAAUUCUUACAUCACUGUUUUUCGCAGCUGGAAAAUGCUCACGUAAAUUUGGCUAUAGAAUUAGUUGAUACUGUUGGAGAAACAAUUGGGAAGAAAUAUGACUUUAGGUGCAGUCAAGGGUUAACAAAUAAUGGAUCAUUAGUUGAUGAGUUUGCGCCAACAGACUUUAUCAUCAUAGAAAAGUCAAAAGGUGCAUUCCUUAGUACACCUUUCAUCCCCAAUAAAGACGUCAUGAGAAUAAUGUCUUUAAAUAAUCAUUAUAAUAUGUCAACUGUAUCUAAUAACAUAAUUUAUAAAUACCAUUCAAAUUCAGAUACAUUACAAUUUCAAGCAAUUAAUUCUGAUACUACAAUAUCAAUACAUGAUUCAAGAUUACUCAUGUUUCAUUCUAAUGAACUUUCUAAUAUAGAAAGUCAUUUACCUACUUUCGAAUUCGUAAAUAAUAUUAGUGUUGUAUCGAAUGAUACGGAAAACGUAUUUCAUGAAUAUACGAGUCACAGAAAUGAUACUAUUAAUGAAGAAGAAAUUGAAUUUGAAAGUGGAAAUAGUAGUUAUCCAUCUAAAGCAUAUAUUCAGUGCCAUGAAGAAAAUUCAGCUACUUGUAACUAUAAACGUGCAUCAUGCAUUGUAAAAAUUAAUGAUUUAGAUGAAAGAAAAUCGUCUUUUAUUUUAGAAUACAACGUAAACAAAAACAAAAGUAAUAUCGAAAUUUCUGGUGAAAAAACAGAGUUUAAUUCAGGACUAAGAAGAAGUCAGAGAUUGUGUGUGAUGAUAAAUCCUAACUCUGAAUCUGGAAUUCAUAAUGAUCACCAUGUACUAAAACCUAUUCCAUUUCAAAAUGGUAUACCAGAUAAGAUAAACAAAAGUAGAAAAGAAUUUCAAUUACCUUGUCAUAUUGAUCUCUUAAAACAAAUCGUGGGAAAGCCGAAACGAAGAACGAAAAUAAAAAAUCGUGUGAGGCAACGGCCUGCAGUAUCAAGUGCUCAUAGGAGUAAUCCUAUUAGCGAUAAAUUUCGAAUAAUGAAAUGUUCAAAUACAUCAGAAGAUUCUUUAUUGAAGUUAGAACUUGCAGCUAUGAAAGAAGAAGUGUCGAAUAAAUUGCGCAGAUCUUACGAUGAUAUGCUUUCUAACAACCAAGAACCUGUUAAUUUUACAUCUGUGAUGAAAUCACCUACAGAUCCUAUGAAUAUUAGCCAAUGUGACUUAAGGAAGCCUACAAACUUAAAUUCAUUUGAAACAUUGUCAAAUACUGCACAUUUUAUAUCCCCAGCACACACACCUUUAGCAUUUUCUUCCUUUAAAAAUGUGACUUCGCUUUUAUCACCUUCAACAUCAAAUUUUGAUUGUUUGAUAAGCAAAUAUAAAGAUAGAAUAUCAAGCACCAAUUGGAAAUACAAAAAUAAAUUUGGAAAUUAUAUAAAAUAUAAAAUGAAGGAAAUUUACGAAGAAUUGGAUUUGCACACUGAAGAAGACCAAAAAGUCGCUAAAUGGCAUGCAGAAAUAAAACCAAGAUUAAUAGCAGCAGAGCAAAAGCCUCCAUUUCGUAUUUUUGAAUACGAAUCUCGAAUUUUACGCAGAUUAGAAACUAGUGACCGAAAAGGUCAGUUUGAUGAUAUUUUUCGACAAGAACCACCGAGUGAAGUGGCUCGAUAUUUUUCUGCAACGCUACAAUUGGUACGUAUUUCUUGA
This is a messenger RNA of Nasonia vitripennis (jewel wasp), 2251 nucleotides long. RefSeq lists its product as uncharacterized. Gene Ontology annotation, biological process: meiotic chromosome condensation; mitotic sister chromatid separation. The transcript is spliced from 9 exons. The coding region runs from base 179 to 2251 and encodes 690 amino acids. NCBI's taxonomy places the organism in Eukaryota, Metazoa, Arthropoda, Insecta, Hymenoptera, Pteromalidae. Gene Ontology annotation, molecular function: chromatin binding. The record is from RefSeq and is a predicted model, not a curated record. Gene Ontology annotation, cellular component: nucleus; condensin complex.